Molecule: messenger RNA, 1553 nt
Organism: Mytilus californianus (California mussel)
Lineage: Eukaryota; Metazoa; Mollusca; Bivalvia; Mytilida; Mytilidae
Product: opine dehydrogenase-like
Exons: 2
Coding region: 89-1336 (415 amino acids)
Molecular function (GO): oxidoreductase activity
Source: RefSeq, a predicted model, not a curated record
UCACAACCACAAAGAGUUCCUGGCAGGUUUAGCCACCGGGGCCGUCGGCGUCAGCGUCAUAGUUGGAUUGAAACGUCUGUAUGACAGCAUGUCAGAUAGUUUUUUAAAAGAGGGAAGAAACUUAAAGAAAGGUGUCCGACGAUUAAAAAUCCUUGUCUGUGGAGGUGGAAAUGGCGCGCAUUGCAUGGCGGGAGUUGCCGGUUCCCAUGAAGAAAUUGAUGUGAAGAUACUUUCACUUUUUGAAGACGAAGCUGAACGAUGGUCAAAUAUAUUAAAAUCAAAUUUUCUGACGGUCUACGAACCGCUUGUAAAUGGGGGUCAUAUGGAAAUAUCAACCAAACCAAAGAUUGUUACGAAUGAUCCCGAGAAAGCUGUCGACGGCGUUGAUAUUGUUUUCAUGGUUGUACCCGCAUUUGCUCACUCUCAGUACCUUACGGCCAUUGCACCAUUUAUCAAACCGAAUACUUUAAUUGUUGGGAUGCCUGGACAGGCCGGUUUUGAGUUUCAGUGUAUUAACAUAUUGGGCCCAAAAUCUUCCCAAUUGGCUAUUGCAUCAUUCGAAUCUCUUCCAUGGGCCUGUAGAGUAGAUGACUUCGGUAAACAUGUCCAGUUAAUUGGUUUCAAAGAUGUCCUUGGUAUGUCGGUAGUCACAGGAAAGGAAUGUCAUAUUCCGUUUCCCAUUGUCGAUACAAUUCAAGAUAUAUUUGGUAAGAAGCCAGCAAUUAAUUUAGUACAGAAUUAUAUUGCAAUUAAUCUGAUGGCAAAAUCUAUUAUACACCCUCCGCUCAUGUAUGGUACUUGGAGUAACUGGGAUGGUAAACCUGUCAGGGAGAAACCAUUGUUUUAUCAGGGCGUGGAUACAAAGCAAGCAAAUUUCCUUUCUAAGGUUAGCGACGAAUGUAUACUCACAGCCAAGAAGAUAGAGAAGCUACGAAAUAAUCUAAAAAUGAAAGAUGUCAUUCAUAUAUUUGAUUGGUACAAAACUUAUUACCAUGACGAAAUCUCUGAUAACAGUUCAUUGAUGAUGGCCAUGAGAACCAAUGCAGCAUACGAUGGUCUUCUCCAUCCAAUGAAAGCUGUGGAAGGUGGGUUUGUACCAGAUUUUAACUACCGGUAUACGAGAGAAGACAUUCCCUUUGGUCUCGUGGUAAUGAAAGGCAUAGCGGAACUAGCUGGAGUGGCGACACCUACGAUGGAUGAGAUAAUCACAUGGGCACAGAAUAAGCUGGGAAAAGAAUAUUUGGUGAACGGGAAGUUAAUCGGAAAGGAUAUAAAAGAAGCCCGAGCCCCUCAGUCUUUCGGAUUCACCACACUUGAUGACCUGUUUAAUAUUUAACCUUUGUUGAUAUGGCAACGAUAAUAACAUCUUUUAAACAUGAUCAUAUUUUGACAGGUAAACAUGGUCUGGCGACCAUGUUAUAUAGUGCCUUCAAUUUAUAUAUGCAUUUAUAUAUAUAUACGUGUAAUUAAAAAAAAAAACAUUUUAAAGGUGAACAAAAUGAAGUGCAAGUUAAUAAUCGUAAGCAUAGGGAUAAGCUGACCUACCUCAUAAU